Messenger RNA from Xyrauchen texanus (razorback sucker), 1950 nucleotides. Its product is annotated as bucky ball-like. NCBI's taxonomy places the organism in Eukaryota, Metazoa, Chordata, Actinopteri, Cypriniformes, Catostomidae. The coding region runs from base 1 to 1950 and encodes 649 amino acids. The record is from RefSeq and is a predicted model, not a curated record. The transcript has 6 exons.
AUGGAAGUUGAAAUUUUUGUUUUAGGCAUAAACAACACUUCACAGUCAAUGGGAGUUGGGCAACCUCACCAUCCAGUGAACCACACCAGACCAUUUUUCUACGUUCAGCCACCAUCUCAGCCUUAUUACAUGUAUCAGUGGCCUAUGAAUCCAUAUGGACACUAUGGCUUUCCAGGGCCAGCUUUGCACUAUGGCCGUCCCUACAUGCCCCCUUAUCAGUUUAUGCAGUAUCCUGGGUAUGUGAUUCCACAUGCACCCAUGCAGCCAAUUGAUUACAGAAGAAUCAGCCCACACUUCCCCUCCGUUGCUUCGUAUGAUUUGCGAGUCCGCCACCACUAUCAACAUCAGGGUAUGCAGCACGAGACUGCCUGUUCUGAGGUCCAAACAGACCCUAGUGAUUCAGUCAACAAACUGCUAGACAAAAUUGAGGGUCUCAAGGCCUGUGAACACAAAGCAAGUGAUAAAGAGUCUAACACCGUGGUCUCUUCUACUCCUGAUGUGAUUCAGGGAGAGAAGCAGCUGACAUGUUUAAAUGAAGAGUCCAUAUUACAACUUGCUUCAAAGGAGGAGCAGGCCACUCAAGUCAAGGCUACAACCUACAGUGACUCUGCAUAUGAUGCAGAGUCAAGCCAAGGCAGACUGGAUGAUUGCGUGUUAUCAGAUGUGCUGCCUCUUGACAGUUCCUCUGUCCAUGAGGAUGUGAAUGAGGAAGAUAAUCAACAGUGCAUUGCUGAUGAAACCAGCUAUCAAAGUGAAAUGUCUGCAACCAAUGCCACUGGCAAUGUGUUUUGUUGUGGUGCCAAAAGCACUUCAUCUCCAUCAGAGAGUCAUGAUUUGGAAAAAUCUUCCUUGCAUGAGGGUGUGGUGCCCGAUGAGCUGGUACAAAAUAUUUCCACUGAUGCUGCUGUGGUUGUGGAACCUCUGAUAAAUCUUUCUGAAGACUUUGACCUACAAUAUCAAAUUCUUCGCCUGCCCUGCAAUAAGACUACAACUGGCCUCGGUCUUGAACGAGAGAUUGACCCACUUGUAUACUUUCAUUCUCCAUCUACUCUAUUGCCUCCCCAAAACCAUUUGUCCUCAAUUGGUGGUGCAUAUCCCUACAGCUACUACCCUCCAGUGGCCCAAGAGCGCCAGAGUGUUCUGAGUCCCUCCAUAGAUGAGCUUUCCUCCAGAGAUGAAAUGUUCUCUACGGAUGUGGAGGAUCUUGAUCUCAUUCCUGGGCACGUGUAUGUGGGUGGUGGCAAACUGGCUGAAACCAGUGACGUGCCCAUUCGCUCCCGAAAAGAGCUCUUGAGUGUAGAGAGAACCUGUUUGGUCUGCCAGAAAACCUGUGCCUGCUGUGGCUCAAGCCUACAGGAUGAGGGAGUGCUGGGUAAAAUGGUUGAGCACCGCAGCCAUCCUGAGAGGGAACUUGCUAAUGAGGUAUCUGAUCAAGAUAUUGAGUAUGACAUUGAGGGAGAGGUGCGGAGUAAUUGUGAGUCCCCAAGGGUUUCCAAGAAGAAGUGUUACAGCAGGCAUGCACUGCCUCCCUGUGGUCGUCUUUGUGCCAAGCACUGGCACAGGAAGUUAAAAUGUGAAGGCCAAGAGAGCUGUGAGCUACACGAGCAGGUUCGGGGACAUCCCAAGGGAGAGUGCAGUGAUGAGUACGGUGCUCUGGCUAAAGUGGACAAGCGAAUUAAAAAGGGUGCCUUGUGCAGGCCUUGUAUUGAACGGCAAUGGAGAGAUGAUCUGUCUGAUCAAGAGAACUGGGCAAGCUGUGGAGUCAAGCCAAGGACUUGGAGGCAAGUUGGUGGACCUCAAGAUCAAGGGAGGGUGCCAUUGAGAAGGCCAUCUUGUAAGGCGUUCCUCCCGCAGAGGCCAAGAAGUGAAUAUGAUGACUGUGAUGAGACCGACUUUACCUACUGCCAGAGAGGCAGAGGUGCACUGAAGAAAAGGGGCACAAGAUACUAA